Molecule: messenger RNA, 668 nt
Organism: Abrus precatorius (Indian licorice)
Lineage: Eukaryota; Viridiplantae; Streptophyta; Magnoliopsida; Fabales; Fabaceae
Product: non-specific lipid-transfer protein 1-like
Exons: 2
Coding region: 82-441 (119 amino acids)
Biological process (GO): lipid transport
Cellular component (GO): membrane
Molecular function (GO): lipid binding
Source: RefSeq, a predicted model, not a curated record
GGCACUAAUACACACCAAGUGAAUCAAUAAUUUAGCAAAAAAAGUAGUACUAAUUAGCGAAUUAAUUGCUUUGUGAGUUCAAUGGCUGGGCUAAAGUUUGCUUGCGUGGUUGCGAUUAUGUGCAUGGUGGUAGUGAGCGCACCCAUGGCAGAGGCAACAAUCACAUGCGGUCAAGUGACGUCAGCCCUAAGUUCAUGCAUACCUUACAUUCAGAAAGGCGGAGUACCGUCCAAACCCUGCUGCAGCGGAGUGAGUCAACUGAAUAACGCUGCCAAGACCACCGCCGACCGCCAGGCCGCAUGCAACUGUUUGAAAAACGCUGCAAAGGGUCUUGGGAAUAAUUUCAAUGCCAACAACGCUGCUUCUCUCCCAGGCAAAUGUGGCGUUAGCAUCCCCUACAAGAUCAGCACCACCACUAACUGCGCCACCAUCAAGUUCUGAAGAGGAUGUGUCGAGAAUGCAGAGCAUUGGUAACUCCUCACUAGUAUGAGAGUGGCCUUAAUAAUAUUGGGAAUAAGAGUGAGGUGACGAGGGCUUCACUUAUGCCCCUCUCCUCUUGUACGAGAUUUGUAUUCCAUAGUUUUCAAUUAUGUUUACUUUGUUGUUUCCUUCUAUAUAUGAGUUAGAAAAUAAUAGUAGUACUCUAUUUUAAUAUUGGGUUCUCCCAA